GAGGGAGAGAAUUCCGCGAAUAGCUCUGUCGUACAAGACGGGAGACGAAUUGUUUUUACUUCGUUCGAUACAGUCUUUUCGUUAUUAAAAACAGUGUUAUUGGAGAGGCUAGAAAGAUAUCAGAAGCUGUAAGUAUUGUUUUCAACGUUACUUGGUUGUUUUCCUGAGAGAAAAGAGAAAAUCCUACGAUAAAAUCACUUCGAAGAUAAAUUAUUCAAGGUUUCAGUGGACUUGGGGAUUAAUUAUUCUGCUUGRGGAAUACUCGACGGUGAUUGGCUGAAAGCUACAAGACCGAGCAUUUUGCCUUCUUCGAUGGAACUUGCCUUCGUCAUGUCGUAACAGAAACCCCAAAAAAUAACAAUAUGGCUUUAGUAUUACUCCUCAAAACGUGCACAAACCUGCACGGUAAAGCCGACAGAAUCGCCAGGGUAACGUUUCGAGGGAUCACAUAUCAAACAAGUGUGGUUGAGCAUUCCUCAGAAGCAGAUUGGGAUGAGGACUUUGAGUGGCCCCUGGCGAGUCCUCUGGACCCAAGCGAAUUCAUCGAAAUUGAAGUUUACACAUUUAACAAAAUAUUUCAAAACAGACUUGUUGGAGUGUUCAGGAUGGUUUUACAAAGACUUAUACAAGAAGGACAUCUUGAAGUAGAAGAAAGCUUAGUAGAUAUGAACAACACAGUUCUCAAGGCCACUGUAGCACUAGAAUUGCAGUACUCACCCCCUGAAGGAAAUGUCUCACAAUGGGUCAAUAACAACGGUAUGUCCGACGCCCUGGACGCUCCUCUCAUUCAAGACUACGAUAGAGARMGACGGUCAUCUUUCGUCAGUCUUAACAGCAAAACACACAAGAGCCAAUCAAUGGUUAGYCUCCAGUCUUCUGGAAGUCACAGACGGUCUGACAGAAAAGAGUCUAUGCCGACGUCCUUCGGCGGCGGGAAAUAUAUCGGUGAAGGGAACAUGACGAGUAUGGCGUCUCCAUUCGACGCCAUGUUAGACGGACAAAGAGGACUUGGAAGUCGGCGUGGUUCACAGAAUAGUGUACAUAGUGAUAGAAGUAUGAGUACAAAAUGCAGYCAUCAGCAUCCUCGUGUACGAGCUGAUAAGAAGAUGUCUGUUAGAGAACAAGAUUACCAGAUACAAAUCCGUAUCCAUGAAGCCCGACAGUUAGCCGGUACGCAGAUCGACCCGGUGUGUACGGUUAGUGUAGGUAACCAGAAAAAGAGCACUACUAUCAAGGAACAAACUAACUGUCCAUUCUAUGAUGAGUUCUUUGUCUUUGACUUCAAAAUGCCGCCAAUGAUGCUAUUCGAUAAAAUCAUCAACUUCCAGUUUUUCACAGGAAGAAAUCUUGUGUCCCAAGGUGCACUAAUCGGUGCCUUCAAGCUUGACGUUGGUACAGUGUACGCUCAACCYGAUCACAGAUUCUGCCGAAGAUGGGCGGUGCUAACUGACCCCGAUGAAACCUUAGGGGCUUCUGGCGCAGGAAUUAAGGGAUAUUCCCGAGUGGAUAUUACAGUGCUUGGAAAGAAUGACCCAGCRAAGGAGGCACCAGGCAUCAAAGAUAAUGAUGACGAUAUCGAAGGAAAUCUUCUUCUUCCUGAGGGAGUGCCUGCCGAGCGACCCAAGGCACGAAUCAUCGUUAAGAUCUACAGAGCGGAUGGACUUCCAAAAAUGAAUACUGGGCUGAUGGCAAACGUUAAGAAAGCCAUCACAGGAGAGGUUCGAGAUCUUGUCAACCCCUACGUGGAGGUAUCKUUUGCAGGACACAAGGCAAGAACUACWGUCAAGAAGAAUACGUACGAUCCAAAGUGGAACGAGCAAGUUGUCUUCUCAGAGUUGUUCCCACCCCUGUGUCGUCGAAUCAAAAUGCAGCUUAAGGACAGCGACUCCGUCAGUGAUGAGGUCAUUGGUACACAUUUCAUUGACUUGUCCAGGAUAUCCAAUGAUGGCGCCAAUGGCUGGCUAUCUGAGGUGUAUAUUCCAGGCUCAGGCAUUAAAGUUCCUGGUUCUAUUCAAGCUCCUGUACAUAGAUAUCCAACUGACAUCGGUUUUAUGCCAACAUUUGGGCCGUGCUGGUUAAAUCUGUAUGGGUCUACACGUGACUAUUCCUUGUUUGAUGAACACAAUGACCUCAAUAAUGGCCUGGGCGAAGGUGUUGCAUUCAGAGGUCGCAUCUUGAUUGCUGUUCAUGCAGAAUUUGGAGAAUCUGCUUCUGAUUCAGGCAUUCGUCAAGUUGAAGUUGAGCCCACUCCACCCAUCUCUGACACUGCAGCCGGCAAAGAGGAACAUUUCCAAGURUUCGCAUGUUUCUACGAGGCCAGUAUGAUUGACAGAAAGUGUGGGGAUAAGAUGAUUAACUUUGAAAUGAGUAUCGGYAAYUGGGGCAACACUCUUGAUGGCGUCCCUCUGGAAGAGAUUCAGGAAGAAGGAGAUCGUCGUGACGGCGAAAAUCCAUUUAUUCAUUCUCUCACUCCCCCCGUUAAACCGGUCACAAACGAUCGCACGUAUUACCACAUCCCAUGGGAAGACUCCAAACCAUGUACACAUAUCAAGUUUAUGUGGCAAGAUCAUCGUCGUCGACUGUACAAUUCCAACGUGUUGCUAAAGAUUUGUGAGAGACUUGAAGAUGGUUUGACUGAUUGCAUGGAGAGAGUUAAAAUGGAUCUACCGAACACUUUCCGAUGGUUAAGCCGAGUGUUGUCCGAACUCACCAAUGGCUGCAAUCAAUACUUGAACCUGAUAAAGUCCAUGCCUACUGCCUCCCAUGUGGGACGCACCAAACUAGACAAGGAAAGACUGAAGCUAUGCCAGUACGAAGUGGAAUCUGUGUGUACGUCUGCGCAAGAACUAAAAGCAAGCACAAGGGAUGAUUCCCACAUCAAAGACAACUUGAAAGCAGCUAAUGCGUUGUUACAAAGACUACUGAACAUUGCUGUUGAGCCUCAAGACACUAUCCCCGAUGUGUUUGUGUGGAUGUUGUGUGGUGGUAAACGAGUAGCAUACACAAGGAUUCCCGCUCAGAACAUCAUMUAUUCGCUGGUCGAGGAAGAAAGAGGAAAAGACUCGGGCAGAAUGCAGACUGUGUUCCUUCGUUUACCAGGAAAGCGAGGUGAUGGACCUAAGGGAUGGGCAAUUCAAGCUAAACUAAAUGUAGUUAUUUGGCUUGGUCUGCACAAACACAAGAAAGACUACCUAAAAGACGCACCCAAGGGCUACCAAACGCCGAAGAAUGCUCACAAGUUAAUGGCUCCACCGCCUAACCAUCUGAUUUAUACAGAAAAACAAAAGUUCAUUCUCCGCGCUCACACAUACCAGGCUCGAAGUCUGAUCGGCAGCGACGCUUCAGGGCUGUCAGAUGCUUUCGGCCGCGUGAUCUUUACCCACCAAGUGAGCGACACGCGUGUAAUCUGGGAAACACGCAGCCCUACGUGGGAUCAGACGUUGAACUUCCAAGAAAUUGUACUAUGGGGGGAUGUAAACGAGAUUGCUGUUAACCCGCCGACCAUUGUCAUUGAAAUAUUUGACAAGGAUAUUGGAGGAGAUUCAGAAUUCAUUGGUCGUGCUCUSGCUCGUCCUAUUGUCAAGAUGGCAUGYGAACCCUACGAGAAGCCUUUCUUCCCGCCCGCUUUGGAAUGGUUCCAGAUUUGCCGUGGAGAAGAAAAUGCYGGRGAGCUCCUGGCUGCAUUUGAAUUAYUACAGGUAUGUAUGAGAACUGCUCCARAAGUCAAGCCAAGAGAUUUUAAAAUAUGUUUUGUUUCUUGCUAGGUUACUGGUGGAACAUGUUUCCUUCCACCUGAGAUUGAACCUGUGAACACACCUGAUGGUCCAAUAACCCCUGUACCCGUUGGAAUACGCCCUGUUAUGAAGAAACACAGAAUUGAGGUUCUAUUCUGGGGAGUACGAGAAAUGAAACGUAUCAACUUGACCACCGUAGAUCGACCACAGGUCGAUAUCGAUCUGGCAGGACAUGUUAUCCAAUCAACCGUCAUCACUAACGCAAAGAAAAACCCCAACUUUCAAAACCCUGUCUGUUUCUUCGAUGUGGAACUGCCCGAGAACGAGCGUUAUUGUCCACCGCUGACCAUUCGUGUGCGUGAUUGCCGUACAUUUGGUCGUUUCACACUUGUUGGUACCCACGUGUUGAAUUCACUUCACCGAUACCUACAGUCUGGCGAGAAAGAAAAAGAGAAGAUUGAAAUAGCUGAACAAAUCGCGAACGGCCCAUCGCGACCCAACUCACCGUCUGAAAUCGCGUUGGAUAUGGAGGAACCCCCACCACCUAUGGACCUGGAAAACCUGGAAAUGAUGGAAAAGAAGAAGAAAGGAGAUGGUGAUAAGGACAAAGAUUCCAAAGACGAUGACGACGAAGAUUCCCUUGACUGGUGGUCACGUUACUACGAGACGAUGAAAGACCUCGAGAAAGCAGAAAARGAAGCUGAUAAGCCUACGGUUUCCUCAAAGAAGAAACCUCCAAAGGAAAAAGAAGAAUCAGAAGAAGAGAAAAGGCGAAGAGCAAUUCCAAGGAUCACGAUUUUCAAGAGUGAGCUUGAGGAAAUGUUAGACUUCAAUGGGUUUAAUGACUGGCUUCACUCGUUCCCACUCUUCCGCGGUAAGAAGACCAGCGAAGAUGACGACGAUGAACACAGAAUUGUGGGUAAAUUUAAGGGCUCACUGAAAGUCUGGAAGUACCCACUUCCUGAGCAUGUCGAAAUGGACCCCAUCGUUGGAACAUUCUUGAAAUUGCCAAGCAACGAACCAGUCAACGUUCUUUGCAGGGUGUACGUUGUCAAGGCUCUCAACCUUCAUCCAUCAGACGUGAACGGUAAGGCUGAUCCAUACAUCAUGGUGACGCUGGGUAAACACAAAGUCAAGGAUCGUGAUAAUUACGUAUCCAAGCAACUCAACCCUACGUUUGGAAGAUGUUUUGAGUUUGAUGCUAUUAUCCCCAUGGACUCCAUGCUUACUGUAGGUAUCUAUGAUUGGGAUCUUGUUGGUAGCGAUGAUCUGAUUGGUGAAACUAAAGUGGACCUGGAGAAUCGAUUCUACAGCAGGCAUCGGGCUACCUGUGGUCUUCAGGAGGCAAACUUGAAAUGUGGGUGGAUAUGUUUCCAAUGGACAUGCCAUCGCCCGGUGCACCAGUAGAAAUAACACCACGAAAACCUACAAGCUACGAGCUGAGAGUUGUUAUCUGGAACACUGAAGACGUCCUGCUUGACGAAGCCAAUCUGAUCACUGGAGAGAAGUGCUCUGAUAUCUUUAUYAAAGGAUGGCUCGAGGGUCUUAAGGAAGACAAACAGCAAACAGAUGUUCAUUACAGAUCCCUAACUGGAGAAGGAAAUUUCAACUGGAGGUUUAUCUUYCCCUUCCAGUAUCAGAAAGCGGAGGAGAGAAUUGUUAUUACAAGGAAGGCAAGUUUCUUCUCAUGGGACGAGUCGGAGGAAAAGGUUCCUGCUCGACUACAUCUACAAGUAUGGGAUGCUGAUGCUUUCUCGGCUGAUGACUUUAUUGGUGAUCUGUGCUUGGAUCUAACGCGCAUGCCCCGUGGAGCUAARACUGCCAAGACAUGCACGCUUGACCUAAUGAAACAAGAUGGAAGUAUACCUCAAGUUUCGUUUUUCAAGAUGAAACACAUGAAGGGUUUCUGGCCGUUUAUUGUCAACACAGAAGAAGAAGAAGCUGAACUUGCAGGAAAAGUGGAAGCAGAACUUGAGUUGUUGACGCAGGAAGAAGCCGAGAAGAAACCCGCWGGACGGGCCAGAGAAGACCCUCAGGCUCUUGAAAAACCAAACCGACCUGACGCUACCUUUACAUGGAUGAUGAAUCCACUCAAGGGCUUGAAGGCCAUGCUGUGGAACAACUACAAAAUGUGCAUGCUUAAAUGUCUCGUUAUUGGUCUACUUGUGGCCCUUAUGGGACUUUUCUUCUACUCUAUGCCGGGUUAUACUGUCAAAAAGAUCUUUGGGGCCUAAACUACGUUGCCAAGACAACGUCUAUUUAUUUAUGCAGGUCAUAUAUUUAUUUCCAGUAAUUCGGUGAAUCAUGGGAAUCAAGUCGGUGUUCCGCCAUCUUGGAAUAAGGCUGCUUUUAAGUUAAAUUAACUACAGACAGUCGAUAAGUCUAAAAGUCAUACACAAAUAUAUAACAGAGAUUUCGUUAUUUUUAUAAUUCCAGUUUAAGUUUUUUUUAUUUUAAAUUUUGAGCUGAGUUCUCGAAGAAAUCAGUUUUAAAUCAGCCGCUGAGUUACGUUUUCAAAAAGCGUCGAAAUCCUUCUCCAUUUAUCGGUGAUACAUUUACUGCUGCAUGUUGCACUGCAUCUAUUUUACUUUUUUUUACUUUUGCAAAAAAAUAUGUCUUGAUUAUUCAUCUUAAAAUGAAGUAUCCCGUCGGACUUUUCAACCCUUCCACCCCUAAUUAUGUUAAUUAAUGUCAAUUUAAUGUUAAGUUCAAAUCAAAGAAUAGAGAGGKAAAUAGUUAUUCCUCAAAAAAUAUUUUCCUCUUAGUGAAGARAUAUAUAUUGACUAACAUGAAAGUUAUUGAUACUAGAUAUAUAGUAGUGGGUUGGGUGAUAUCAUACUCGAUGGGAUUAUUCAGCCAUAGAUCAUAUCCGGUCUGAAAACGGAAGUAAAACAACCCAAYCUUCAUGAAUACUGCGCACGGCAUCCUGGGUACAAAGUUACAAAUGAUUGACGGGGAUCAAUCAAGUCGGUUAAACUAUGUCGUCAUAAAUGUCCAAGAUAAUUAUUAUUACAUAUUCAUUAUCAAUAAGGAUUACUUACACCUMGGUCUAUUAGUUAAUAUGGUGCUUGGGAUACUCAGUUUCAUARAAACUCGUUUCGGCUAGUUGUAGUGAAUACUGCAGCGUUUGAUCAAGGAUCUUAUAAUUAAGAUGCAAAAGUUGCAUUAAUUUGCGUCAUUAUUUUUGGCUUAAGAAAAGCAUGACAUUUCCCUUUUGGGAAAAGAAUAUUGAAUACUUCAUGAUUAGUUAUUUUACUUUGAAAAAUGUAUAUAAAGAAAGAAAGAAACGGAUUAAGUGGAUUUUGUACAUAAAGAUGGCUGAAACGAGUAAUUUAAUUAUUUAAAUAUCAAGGAAUUCAAGCGAGGUUAUCAAAGGUCCUAGUAAUGGAGUAGUAUGGUAACGUUGCAGUUUUCCAGUGAAAACUGUCAUUCUUCCAAUGUAAUGUAGAUUAAGGUUCCUCAAAACUUAAAAUAAASUUGAUAAAUGGGAUA
Molecule: messenger RNA, 7226 nt
Organism: Exaiptasia diaphana
Lineage: Eukaryota; Metazoa; Cnidaria; Anthozoa; Actiniaria; Aiptasiidae
Product: otoferlin-like
Biological process (GO): plasma membrane organization
Cellular component (GO): membrane
Source: RefSeq, a predicted model, not a curated record